Molecule: messenger RNA, 507 nt
Organism: Panicum hallii
Lineage: Eukaryota; Viridiplantae; Streptophyta; Magnoliopsida; Poales; Poaceae
Exons: 1
Coding region: 1-507 (168 amino acids)
Source: RefSeq, a predicted model, not a curated record
AUGCCCAAGGUCGUCUUUGACAAACUAAACUUCACUCAUCUCACACCAACACCGAUGCAUCUUCAGCUGGCCGACUCCUCGGUCCGGUAUCCAGAGGGUAUUGCAGAGGACAUCCCAGUGAGAGUCCGAAAAUACUUCAUCCCUGUCGACUUCGUGGUGCUCAACAUGGAAAUAUCUAAGGAAACGAUGCUCAUCCUUCGGCGGCCAUUCUUGAGCACUGCAGGGGCACAAAUCGAUGUUAGAGCCGGAGAGAUUCGCUUCAACAUCAGCGGCAAGGAGGAAAAGUUCCCAUUUCAGCCCAGAAAAGAGCAAUCCACCAUGAUCAAGAUUAAGUACGGGCUGAAUACACAAGGCAUCAGAGAAGUUGAAAUAAUACCUCCCAAGACGGACAACCUCUUCACCUUCAUGAAGGAAUUCAUGAGAGAAAAAGAAAAGAUGGAUAAGAGGACGGGGAAAGGGAAGAAUCAGAAAGCUAAACCUAAGCCACAUAUCCCAAAGUCCACAUAG